Messenger RNA from Penicillium alfredii, 1551 nucleotides. Its product is annotated as unc-93 family MFS transporter. Gene Ontology annotation, molecular function: transmembrane transporter activity. The record is from RefSeq and is a predicted model, not a curated record. NCBI's taxonomy places the organism in Eukaryota, Fungi, Ascomycota, Eurotiomycetes, Eurotiales, Aspergillaceae. Gene Ontology annotation, biological process: transmembrane transport. The coding region runs from base 1 to 1551 and encodes 516 amino acids. The transcript has 4 exons.
AUGGCAACUCCUGUGCCUGAACACGCCCCGGCCCAGGAGAUGCCUGCGGAGAAGUACAUUCCAUCGACGAGUCAGGAUCCGGAGCCUGCUAUGGAUCAUGCGGUGGUGGGGAGGCCAUGGAUGUACAAGCCGAUGUUGAAAAUUGGCACGUGGAAACUUCCUUGGUUUGCUUCACCUGAAACGCAGCUGGUUCUCGUUUCAUUCGUCUGUUUCCUCUGUCCGGGAAUGUACAAUGCUGUCAAUGGUCUCGGUGGUGGUGGCCAGGUCGAUGCGACCGAUGUGAAUAACUCCAACACCGCUCUAUACAGCACUUUUGCCGUGGUGGGAUUCUUUGCCGGCUCGAUCGCCAAUCGCAUCGGCCUCCGGCUCACUCUUUCCCUCGGCGGUUUUGGAUACUUCCUCUACGUUGCGGCUCUUCUUUCCUACAACAUCAACCGAAAUGCGGGAUUUCUCAUCUUUUCGGGAGCCUUGCUCGGAGUCUGUGCUGGCCUGCUGUGGUGUGCUCAGGGCGCUGUUAUGAUGAGUUAUCCGCAUGAGCAUGAGAAGGGCAAGUACAUUGCCAUCUUCUGGGUCAUCUUCAACCUGGGCGGUGUCAUUGGUAGUUUGGUCCCACUCGGUCAGAACAUGCAUAGCACAGCCGGCAAUGUCAACAACGGCACCUACAUUGCCUUCCUGGUGUUGAUGGCGGUGGGCUUCGUUCUCUGCUGGGGUCUCUCCGAUUCCAAGUAUAUCAUGCGCAAGGAUGGCUCGCGGGUCAUUGUGAUCAAGAACCCCACCUGGAAAUCGGAGUUUCUUGGUCUAUGGGAGACCCUACGCGACGACUCAUACAUUAUUCUCAUGUUCCCCAUGUUCCUGGCUAGCAACUGGUUUUAUGGGUACCACUUCAACGCUGUCAACCUCGCCUACUUCACCGUUCGCACCCGCGCCUUGAAUAGUCUCCUGUAUUGGCUCAUGCAAAUGGUCGGUGCCUUCAUCUUUGGCCAGCUCCUGGAUAUGAAAUGGUUCUCACGUCCGACCCGCGCCAAGAUCAACUUUGGACUGCUGUUCCUCAUCACCAUGGGAAUCUGGGGUGGUGGAUUUGCCUUUCAGAGACAGUACACCCGCGGCUCAGUCAAGCCGGAUACUGAUUUUAAAGAUGGGAACUAUAUCGGCCCCAUGUUUCUGUAUAUGUUCUAUGGCUUUUACGACGCCGCCUUCCAGACCUGCACCUACUGGUACAUGGGCUCCCUCUCCAACAACAGUCGCAAACUUGCCAACUUUGCCGGCUUCUACAAAGGAAUCCAAUCGGCUGGCGCUGCCGGAAUGUGGCGCCUGGAUGCGAUAAAAACAGCAUACAUGACCGAGUUCGCUUCCUGUUGGGGUCUGCUUCUCGGCAGCAUGCUCAUUGCUUCGCCCGUGAUCUUCUUCAAGGUCAAGAACAGUACCGAUGUCGAAGAAGACCUUCGCUUCUCCGACGAAACUACCGCAGACGUACUAGGCGACUGCCCUGACAAUGUGUCUUCUUCCGAGAAGCCUCAGUCGCAGGAGAAGAACGAGGCCACCAAGGCCUGA